Molecule: messenger RNA, 783 nt
Organism: Miniopterus natalensis
Lineage: Eukaryota; Metazoa; Chordata; Mammalia; Chiroptera; Miniopteridae
Gene: TPD52L3
Product: TPD52 like 3
Cellular component (GO): cytoplasm
Source: RefSeq, a predicted model, not a curated record
AUGGAUCCCUCGGGCCUAGAGCCCCACCCUACCGGGCAGGGGUCUCACCCCGCGGGCCUAGAUUUCGACUCUCCCGGCCAAAAUUAUUUCCCCACUAGCCACGAGUUCAACUCUCUCUACCAAGAGCUGGACUUGGACUCUCUUAACGGAGAUCUUGCUUCUCAGCCCAUGAUAGGCGCCGUGGCAGAGCCCUCUGAGGGCCCCUAUGAACCCCAUCCGACUGCCGAGCCAGAGGAUCUCACGGAGGCCGAGCAAACGGAGCUCAAAUCCGAGCUCGCUGAAUUGGAAGCUGAAAUCGUAGCCCUCCGCCACGCACUGGCCGCCAAAGAAAGACGCUGCCUGGAGCUCAAGAGGAAGCUGGGCCUCAGGGCUUUGGUGGGGCUGAAGCAGAAUCUGUCCAGGAGCUGGCACGAAGUUCAGGUCUCCAACGCCUACGUGAAACAAAAGACUUCGGCUGCGCUGUCCACCAUGGGCUCUGCCAUCUGCAGGAAGCUUGGGGACAUGACAAAGUCAGCCACAUUCAGAUCCUUUGAAGGCCUGGUGGGGACAAUCAAGUCCAGAGUUGCAGGUGGCAGAGAGUUUGGCAGUGACUUCCUUCCUUCUUCAGCGGGGUGUGGGGAUGAUCCACCCCCGGUUUGGAGGAGUAGAGAUGAUCCACCCCCAAUUUCAGGGAGUGAGAAUGACCCGGUUCCGGGGAGUGGAGAUGAUGCGGUUCCGGGGCGUGGAGAUGAUGCGGUUACGGGAACUGGAAAUGACCUGCUUCCCUUUCUGGAGCAGGAAUGA